Molecule: messenger RNA, 2947 nt
Organism: Hypomesus transpacificus
Lineage: Eukaryota; Metazoa; Chordata; Actinopteri; Osmeriformes; Osmeridae
Product: mannosyl-oligosaccharide 1,2-alpha-mannosidase IA
Exons: 12
Coding region: 962-2875 (637 amino acids)
Biological process (GO): carbohydrate metabolic process; N-glycan processing
Cellular component (GO): endoplasmic reticulum; extracellular exosome; Golgi membrane
Molecular function (GO): calcium ion binding; mannosyl-oligosaccharide 1,2-alpha-mannosidase activity
Source: RefSeq, a predicted model, not a curated record
UCUCUCCCUCGCGCCGCUGAGCCAGUGGGCAGACGCGGUACAGCAGAGUGCGCACGAGAGGCAGACGGCGGGUGGGAGACGCCGUGUUUUGAUGGGAUAUCGAGACACUAUUUGACGUUGAAUUGUAGACGGAAUUGUAUGUUACGGAUUCUUUUUUAUUUUUUAUAUAUAACUUCGUACGUCAGCCAAUUCGCGGUUCGUCGUCGCUUGAUGGUGUGCGCGGUUUGCUGAGGCUACCGACGAGGAAGAGGAGCCCGUUCAGUUUCCUAACGGUGGGCGACAUUACUAAAUAUGCGUUUCCAGCCAUUCAUCCGUCUACCGUGAUGGAUACAAACCUGUAAACUCGUGAUCCAUGCGACUGCUGAUUAUUUGUGACAUGCAACGGAAAGCACAGGAUAAACGGACCCGCUGUAGAAAUACUCACCGCUCCAGUCGACCAUCCGGCGAUGUCUCAUUAAUGAUUUUGCUCAACGUGGAAUAAUGAAAAGGGGAACAACUUGAACUGAUUCGGUGGCGGAUGCACUCCGUAGUCUAAUCUUUUCCAAAUUCCACACAGAUGGUUGUUGGGUUGUUUGGUCCUGUUUGAAACCAUCAUAUUGCAAUGUCCUAAAGGUUUGGGCUUGUGAAAUUUGAAGUGCGAUCUCUUCAAAUCUAUGACGGGGAGAUUCGUUGAAUUGUAUGCGAAUAAUCUAGCGUUUUACGUUUUCGAUGUUAGAUAUUAAAACAAACAUGAUUGCUAAACCGUAGCCUAAAGUUAACCUUUACCCAACAGCCAUAUAAGGAGAGUUUGGGGUUUACUCAGAAAGAGACAGGGGUGUGUUUUCAGCCCUGCAUAUCAACUUUUUACACAUGCAACAAGCACACAGGGGAGCUAAUAGCCGAGUUGAGCAGUGCCCAGCAUUUGCAUAACAUUUUUACUGAUCUUAUUAGCCUAAAUCCUCCCACCCCCAAAAAACUUUAAAUGGUUUUCCGAAAACUGCCCGGUGUAUCAGCAUCGGGCAUGGGUCUUCGUUUAUCCCAGAAGUUCGUGUUUCUGCUCUUUCUGUCGGGGCUGGUCACUCUGUGCUUCGGGGCACUGUUCUUCUUACCGGACUCUGUUCGUUUGAAACGGAUUUUUCUGUCAAAGACGGAGACUCCGCCAGUUACGGUGGGCUCGGAGAAUGAUGCUCGAGAGCAUCGAAAGGGAUCAAAAGACCAGGAUCAUCAUGGGGGUUUAACGUCGCCAAAGGGCGAGACGAGCACGAAGCUCAAAACCCGUAAACCUUCGGUUUCUUAUGAGUUAAAACCGGAGGACAGACUCCCGGGUAAUAAGGCCCAGGAAGAGAGAACUCUGUUAAGGAGUAAAACAGAAUCCACCGCGGAGAGGGUGACCUCCCCGGAUCAUGGAGCCAGCACGGAUACUCGCGACUAUGUCAAGUUCAAGAAAUGCCUGCUGAAAGCGGUCCCGGGCACGGAGCCGGGGACGGCGCGCAACCCGCAGACUCUUCUGCGUCGGGAGAAAGUGAAAGAGAUGAUGAAGUUCGCAUGGGACAACUACAAGCAGUACGCCUGGGGGAAGAAUGAGCUCCGCCCACUGACCAGGAACGGACACAUCGGGAACAUGUUUGGUGGUCUGAGGGGAGCGUCCAUCGUGGAUUCUCUGGAUACUCUGUUCAUCAUGGGCCUGCUGGAGGAGUACGCUGAUGCCAGAGACUGGGUCCGCUCCAGCCUGGACCUCAGUUCGAAUGGUGAGGCGUCCCUGUUUGAGGUCAACAUCCGGUACGUUGGAGGACUCCUGUCUGCCUACUACCUGACUGGAGAGGAGAUGUUCAAGCAGAAGGUUCUGGAGCUGGGAGAGAAGCUGCUUCCUGCCUUCAACACCCCCACAGGGAUACCCAGGGGAGUUAUCAACCUGGGCAGCAGUGGGACCAGCUGGAGCUGGGGCUGGGCUUCGGCAGGGAGCAGCAUCCUGGCUGAGUUUGGGACUCUGCAUCUGGAGUUCCUCCACCUGUCUCAGCUGUCAGGAAACCCCGUCUACACAGAGAAGGUGAUGAACAUCAGGAAGCUUCUGAACAGGAUGGAGAAACCCCAUGGCCUCUACCCCAACUUCCUGAGUCCGGUCACUGGGAGCUGGGUGCAGCAUCACGUGUCUGUGGGGGGCCUGGGGGACAGCUUCUACGAGUAUCUCAUCAAAUCCUACCUGAUGUCAGACAAGACGGACCAAGAGGCCAAGAGCAUGUACUACAGUGCUCUGGAGGCCAUUGAGGUUAACCUGGUGCAGAAGUCAGUGGGGGGUCUCACCUACAUGGCCGAGUGGAGGGGGGGUAUCCUGGACCACAAGAUGGGGCACCUGGCCUGCUUCUCUGGGGGCAUGGUGGGGCUGGGGGCAGACGACGCCGACACGCCCCAGAAGAGGCAGCACUACCUGGACCUGGCCGCUGAGAUCACACACACCUGCCACGAGAGCUACGCACGCUCAGCCACCAAGCUGGGUCCAGAGGCGUUCCGGUUCGACGGCGGCGCUGAGGCGACGGCCACCCGUCUGAGUGACAGAUACUACAUCCUGAGGCCAGAGGUCAUCGAGAGCUACAUGUACAUGUGGCGCCUGACCCACGACCCCAAGUACCGAGAGUGGGGCUGGGAGGCUGUGGAGGCGCUGGAGAAGCACUGCAGAGUGGAGAGCGGCUUCUCUGGGAUCAGAGACGUGUACUCCUCCUCCGCCAGCCACGACAACAUGCAGCAGAGCUUCUUCCUGUCAGAAACUCUCAAAUAUCUGUACCUCCUCUUCUCAGAUGAUGACCUGCUGCCGUUGGAGGACUGGGUGUUCAACACAGAGGCUCACCCCCUCCCUGUGAUCCGCCAGGCCUGCCUCCAGGAGGCCCCUGCAGCAGCAUAGACUCAUACACACACACACUCAUACACACACACACUCAUACACACACACUCAUACACACACACACAUACACAC